Molecule: messenger RNA, 468 nt
Organism: Aphis gossypii (cotton aphid)
Lineage: Eukaryota; Metazoa; Arthropoda; Insecta; Hemiptera; Aphididae
Product: bifunctional endo-1,4-beta-xylanase XylA-like
Exons: 1
Coding region: 1-468 (155 amino acids)
Source: RefSeq, a predicted model, not a curated record
AUGAAAGUCCUGGGAGAAGAGGGACAAGGGGAUCAACAAUCAGAUAAUAAUUCAGUAAAAAACAACAAUAAUCAAAAUAGUAAUAAUGCUUGGAAUCAUAGGAGUACUCAAAAUGACUGGAACCAACGACCACAACAGCGGAACAACAACCAGCCAAGGAACAAUCGAUGGAACAAUCGAGAUGAGAAUUCCCAACAACAACCACUACAAUCACGUGAAAACAAUCAACAAAUUAACCAAAUUGCUAUCACUGAUAACACAAACAGUGAUAACAACACCACGCACUCUAUCAAUAAAUUACAAAGUAACGAAGAAUCGUACAGCCCAUAUGUGCAAUGUGUAUUGAGGGUGAAAAGGUGGAACUGUUGGUGGAUACCGGGGCAACAAUUAGCGUCCUCACGAAAGAAAUCGUGGACACUAUCAUUAAAAAGGAUCCCACUAUUCCACAACUUCCCAUUAACGGAGUAA